GUGAGGAACUGGGGAGAGUAUCAGUUAGGAAAAAGCAAAAUGGACGAAGUGGCGGAUCUACGGGUAGGAAAAGCCACAAAUUUCCUGUUGUUCGGCGUAUUCUUUUUAAUAAUUAUGAUUCCAGUUGUUAAUUUGAGAUUUUUUCUUUCAUAUACAGCAUAUGCUAUUGAGUUUUCGUGUCUCAGAAUUACAGUCACUGCUUGUGUUUGCGGGACGGUCUAAAACGGGAAGAAAACAUGAACUUAUGGGCCGAGCGCUCCAAAUGUUGAAAAGCGAAGGAAAUCAUCAUGUCAGAAAGAAACUACGGGAAUUGUAUGAAAGACGAUGCCCUCGGAAAGUGGUUAUACCUCCAGCUCAACCAAGACCGGCGAUACAACCGCCAGUUCAACGUUCUUCGCAAUUACAAAGUGUGAAUUCGGACACAACCGGCGUUCCCGUGCACCCUGACGUUCGACUUUCACAUUUACCGUUCUUUGAACAAAUCGACGACCUAGUGCGACCAACAAGCUUAGGUGAGUCUUCAGUGUAUCGUCCUUAGAAAGUAGGCGGAUUUUGGCUGUUAACGCCGUGUAAAAUCGGCCAUGUCUCGUUUGUUUCUAGAGAUUUCCAUUCUGCUUAGUAAGUGAAAUGUCAUUCGUGAAGUAAGUAAUGACGAUACAGCAUUUUUUUUGGUAAGGCUUGACAGAAUAAAGUCGUUUAUGGACUUAAAAAUUAAAUUGACUGUCAAAUGCUUUUUUUUUCAGUAGAUGUACUUUCUUUAUCCAAUUUUUCUUUGCGGAGAAAUUUCCGCGCCACAUUGACGUUGAUGUACUCCAAGCCCUUAAAUUACGGACGGAAAUUCUUUGCGCAAUCUUUGUUCGAAGCGUGGGCUUUAGAAGGCAAAUGCCUUUGGUAAACUGAUGUAAGAGUGGUUUGAAUCUUUUCUUAGAAUUUCGGUUUAAGGACAGGGAGUGCUUUGUGUUUAAAAUAAAAUUCAAAGGAACACUCUAAUUAUGAUCAUUAUCGGGUUAGUAGUGCUCUUUAACAUGUUCUGUUGUGUUUUGCUUUGUUCUGUUUACUUUGUUCUCAAAUCAGAUUCUGCCUGUUGGAUUUGUUUGUGUAGUGAAUCGAAAAGUAAAAGAGGUCAUUGCAGUGAACCUGUCUCUAUUCAGGAUUCAAAAGAUGGCCUAAACAAUCCUUUUAGGUUCUUUUUUUUCAUUAUUCAACUAUUCUCUUUUAUUGCUGUCUUCUUUAUUGAUAGGAUAGAGGUUUUACAACUGAAAAUUAAACAAAACAGAAUAAUUUUAACAGCUCUAAGGUUUUAAAAUACUCCCUACCUCAUGACAUGGCCAUAUCUGACCACUUUUUUUUUUUUUUUUAGAAGUCAAUUAAAAAUUGUCCAAACACAAUAUAAUAAUUCAUGACAGAAGUUGUUUGGUCUUGUACCAUCAUACAGAACAACUUGGGAGCUAUUAGGAGAAUCUACAGUGUUUUUUAAUUUGGGAUGAUAGGUCCAUGCAAUUAAAUGCAAUGCAUGUCAAUUAUUAUGGUCAAAGAAAAAAAAGACAAUAUUAGAAAUGUAUACUCAUAAUAAAUCUAAAGGAGAACAUUAGAAAUAUCUGCUGGCCUUCUAAAGGCUUUCAAAAUGACUCUUGAACCAUGAAAGGGCUUGGAAUCCAUUGAAAACUAUUUUAGAUAUUUAAAUCCUUCACUUAGGGAAGUCUGCCCUAAAAGCCAAAUAAUUAGAUUUGUAACAACAUUAAGAGAAUGACAUCCCUAGAUCUUUUUCACUCUAAUUUUACGCUGAUCAUGUAUAUCAUGCAAUUUAUAUGAUUAUAUAUAUAAUACUAUAUACGGUGAUAGAAGAAAUAGAAUGUACUGAAACAUGCUUGUACAAUUACCAUCCUCACAGUGGCUACCUCCUUACUGAUACUUACUGAAAUACUUAUGUCAAAAUUAACUUUUAAUUUUUGGAUAAUUUCAAGCUUGAAAAUAUGAUAAAAAUUGUGUUGGUGUUAAAAUUGUCAUCUGUCCAUGCAAAUCUAUGUCUAUUUUCAUGUCAGGAUAAUGGUAGACACAACUUGAUAAAAUCAAGUGACCAACAUGUACUAUGGUUAAAAAUCCUUGUUUCAUUUUGCUUGAUUUUUAUUGACAGAAGAAGUUGAUCUAGAGAAGGAUGAAUUUUUAAAACAACAGAGAAUACAGUCAUCAGUUGUAACUGGUUUAUGAAAUUUUUAAAUUCUCUUUCUCCUCUUAAAGAGCAAGUUGCCUGCUUGUGUGAAGGGAUAUACUUAGAAAUGUAGACAUACUCUUUUUUAGGUGAAAUUGCAUACUCUGCUGACAAAUCUCCUGUUUAUUUUGCCACAUGAUGUGUUGCUUAUGUUUCACAAAAUGUUGUUUUUAGUUCUUCGUGGGUUGUCGCACUUUCAAGAAGCAUAUGUCAUGUUCCAUCUUACGCCGAGCCAAGUACAACUUAUAAGUAGUUCAAGGUAAGCAAAUUUUUUUAGUAGCUUGAUUAAAUUUAAGUUUGAACCUAAAAUUUACCUAAGCACUUAGUCUAGAUACCUAGUUUGACAAGUGGUAUGCUUAUUAUAAAGUGUGCACAAGCAGUGUUCUCCAAAUUUUGAGCACUACAGGUGAAAUAAAUUUUUAAAGUAGUAGAAAAACCCAUUUAGCUGACAGUGUUGAAUUUACAAGACUUCCAAGCAAAGUUAAGCAGGCAGAAGAAGUACCAAAGGCAGUAAAUUUUACCAGUUACUGCCUGAGAAGAAGAACACUGAACACAAUUCAAGGUGGUCUCAGUGAGCAGCUGUGUACACCUGUAAUUUUUUCUUUGGAAGAUUCUCCUGUAUGAAUUGCUUUUAUCAACCAAAAAAAAUUGAUUUCUGAGCCACUUUCUUUGCAAAGUACAUGUUUCACAGACAUGAUUUAUUUGCUCACCACUUUGCUAUUAAAAAUGAUGAUAUAUAUAUAUAUAAGUUUGCAGUUCUUAGGAGUGUUUAAACAUCUGCAUGAACUAACCAUACAGUUGAACCUCUCUCAUAGGGAUACGCGGCCAAAUUCUAGGAAUGAGUAUACAGUCCAAGUCCAGUUAAGGUAUUGUUAUGUUGGAAUGCAUUAUUGGUUUUGAAUCUUAUUACACAAUGUGUGGGUGGCUUUUUGAGUAGGAAAAGAUGAUGCAAAUCUUAAGUUAUGAUUGGCAGCUGGCUGGUAUUGUUUGUGCCCAAAGUAUUAUGUUGAGCUUUCUCUCAUAUAAUUAGUACUUUAGUUAUCCAGUAUAAGCUGGCUCUAUUCAAUCCUAUUUAUUCUUUUUCCCUGCAUUUUGAAAGAAUUUGGUCUUUGGUAUGUUGAUCUCAUGCUGGGUUAAUAACAGAUUUGAAUUGGUCAUGAACUGGUCACAUUUCAGUCCUCUCAGACUACUAUUUUGUUUCAUGUAUUGAGUCUGUAAAGAGCCAUGCAGGAUUGAAUUACUUGCUAUAACACAUAGGUCAGUUCAUACCCAGGGAUGCAGUAUAAAUGAAGUAAAUGUAGUGUACGAAGGUAGUUUAAUGUUUCUGUCCAACUAAAGUACAUCCAUUUAGUUGACAGGAUUUCAACUUGAAUUUUAGAAUUAAGGGGGAAGGUUGUAUUUAUUGUUCCUUAUAAUAAAGUGCAUCUUUCAUAUUCAGAUUUUGCCUAUUUGAAACAAGUUGUGUACAAGAGGACAACUUUCCAUCUUCGCUGUGUGUCAAAGUGAAUGGAAAAAUGUGUCAGAUUAAUACAGUAUGUUCCAAUUUUCUUAUGUUCUUGUUUGAACGUGUGCUUGAAACUGUCUGUUAUAUUGUUUCUGAAGCUUGAGCUGUGACAUUUUGCUUAAAAAAUGGCCAAGAGACUGGCAGUGUGAUGAAAUGAGUUAACUCUUUUUCUGUUUCUAAAGCAUACUAUAUGCAAUGAAAAUCUCCAGAGCAUAGAAAUUUUGAUCAAAUAUUGGAAAAAUUUAUCAGUACUGAAAUCACAAAGAAAUCAUCGACCUAACCCUUUCAAAUUUAAAGUGAUUGACAUAAUUCUUUCCUUUGGAUGUUAAGUUUUACCCAAUAAGUCAACUUGUUUAAUAAACAAAAACUUGCUACUAGGGGUUUUUUUCUGGAUUGUAAACUAAAUUUUCUCCCAUACAACUAAUUUAUGAAAAGACAUGUGUCAGUUUAGUGGGAGAAGUAAAGAUCAGACCUUGGAAGUUGAGGGCUCAACAAUGUUCGUAAUUGCUAAUUGAAAGUUGAUUUUCUUUCAGGGUCACACAUCACAGAACUGCAAUCCUAAUACUGAAUCAAAACGACCCAGUAAACCAGUAAAUAUAACACAAUUGUGUCGUCUAUCACCAACUGUACCAAAUCACAUUCAUGUUUCAUGGACACCAAAAUUUGGUCAGGUAAGCCUGAUUAUUUAUUCAAUGGAGUUAGAUAUUCCACAAAUUAUAACAAAAGGCUCUGUACAAAGCAGUUUUCCAUUUAAAAAUGUGAGUGAAGUUUUAGGAAUGCUGGCAGCUAAAAUUUCAUGAGGUGUUUUUUGAAGAAUCUCAUCAGUAGGGACACAGUGAUGCAUAUUAAGUGAUUUAAGGUUUCCUCCCAUAAAAUUCCUCAAAUAUUACAAUGCAAACUGAACACCACAGUAUGAUGUUUGAACUUUGUACAUAUGGGCUGUACCUGAGUUAUUUUUACUCCUAUUAAGAAUUAAUAUGAAUAGAUCCAACAUGUGGAGGAAAGAACUAAAAAAAUAAUGUUACAAUUAGCUUUGGCUUCAUUGUAGAUUUUGAGAAGCAGAGGAGGUUAUAGUUGUUUUUGUGUUCUAUAUGAUGCAAGUUUUGCAAUAAACAACUAAAUUAAUUUCUACACUAAUCUGGGGUCAACAUAGUGGGAAGCUAUAUAGAUUUUACAAAACUAAGCACUGUUUGAAUUGUGAUUCUAUUCGACAGAGACAUGUGGUAACAGUAAAACUUGUCAGGGCUGUCACUUCAAGUUGCUUAAUACAGAGACUGAAGAUCAAUGGUUACAGAAAUCCAGACCACUCAAGGGCACUGAGUGAGUGCUUUUAAUUUUGCAAAGUGCAUGUACUCCUGUAGCAGCAUACAUAUUAGAAAACUACUGACAUAUAGUUUUAACAUAUUCUAAGUUAGGUGUUUCUUGAUUUUUUAUUUCAGUCAAGGAAAAGUUGGCCCAUGAUCCAGAUAGUGAAGUGGCCACUACAAGUUUACGAGUUUCCCUUCUUUGUCCAGUGAGUUCAAUUUAAUUUGGCAUAAGAUGGGGUUUAUGUUUGUUUUCAGUUAUUUCAGCCCUGUUCUUUUGGAUCUGUACUGAAAUUUAUACAACAAUCUAUGAUAUGCAUCUUAACAUGAAUUUCUGAUUUAACACCAGCCAUGGUUUUUUUUGUUUUUUGUUUUAAUUUCAUUGUUGUUCUUUUAGCUUGGAAAGACACGGAUGACACUUCCUUGCAGGUAAGUACUAAUUUUGUUAGGACUUACUUAGGAAUGAAUGGUUGUCCAUAGAUUAUUUCCUUUUAAAUAACUUGUUUGUUUUCACUUGCAGGGCCAUCACAUGUAACCACUUACAAUGCUUUGAUGCAGCUUUGUAUUUGCAGAUGAAUGAAAGGUACAUUAAAUAGCUUUCACUGUUAAUUGAUGUUUCUUUGAAUUUUCUCUUGUUGUAUAAGAGCUAUCAUAAUGAUAUUUGUUUUUGUUUUUGUUUUUGUUUUUGUUUUACAAAUGUACAGGCUACAAAAGUUCAAAAUUUUUAUUCUGAGCCACACACUAUUGUAAAAAAAGAGUAAUUUCUCUUACAAGUGGAAAUUGAAUUUUUUCUACACUGCAUAUUGAAAGUAAAUCUCUGUUUUGUUUUAAUUUAAAUCUUCUUCUAUUCUUUUUUUUUUUUAAACAUAAAUGUGAUGUUUUCUUUUCUUUUGCUCUUUAAUAUCCCUGUAGGAAAACAACAUGGAUCUGUCCAGUUUGUGAUAAGAAGGCGCCGUUCGACAAACUUGUAUUGGACGGGUAGGAAGCUUUUUCUCACAUUCUUGUUAGGCACAGGAGUAUACAACCUUAAAACAUGAGUUUGGUAUUACAGUGAGGGAAUUUCCUUAAAUUGAUGUAACAUAAAUUCUGUGGAGUACCAAUCACAAACAAGGAAAGCAUCCUGUAUCUGAAAUCAAUUGUAGCUAUGUAUCUCCAUUUUGAUGAUGAGUUGUGCAUUUUACUUCUUGUAAAGGUUAUAACAGAGAAAUUGAGUACCCUUUAAGAAUCAAGAGACAAGAAUUUGAUGAUUUUUCAACCCAAAGUGUAACACUGCAGGAACCAUUAACUUUGUUCACCAAAAACGAAUUUGUAACAAACAAUCAAAUGCCUGAAGUGUAUAAGACACUGUCAACAAAAACUUUGUAUCUUUUGUUCUUACAGAUUGUUCAGAGAGAUUCUUGAGGCAGCUGUGAAUUGUAACGAGAUUUCAUUUCAUGAAGAUGGUUCUUGGAGACCAAUAAACGACUUGCAAGGUAUAAAGCACCUAUCUGCUUUUGAUCCUUAAUAUAUAUGAAUAAGCAGCCAGGUCAGUACUCCUUGUUUUGCCCACAAUAUCAAUUGUCAUGUCUGUGAAAUACAGUUUUCACAGCCAAUAUUUGUGAGUCACUCAGAGCCUAAAUUUUAGAGCAAGUUGACAGAAGAGUGGGUAAGGCCCUAGGAACAGCUUGUAACUGAUCAGUGAAAGCACUCCAUGAAACAUGGCAGAGGUUGUAAUGGCAGUUGUUAAUAUUGGAUAUCACCAAGCAUAUUUACCCUAUAAAGUGCUGCCCUAGAUGAAGUGCUGCUCCAGAACAGGUGCCAAAUGUGGGAGAAACAUGUAGUAGUGGCUGCCCCCAUGCCUGUGGCAUUCCUAAGCCAAAAAAUGAAAUAAAAGCCACUGGACUUAUUUAUGUAAAAGUAUUUUCUUCAAAUUUAAAUCUCUAAAGUUGUGCAAAAACAUUGAAAGUUAAUAGUAGCGCUGAUCUUUUCUUUCAUUCCUCUUCCUCAGAACAUGAAAGUAAGAAAGCAAUCAGUGCACUUAUAUCUAGUGCAGUUGUGUCAUCACCAGAAAAAAGUGUCUCAUCAAGCAAACUGCAUCACCAGGGUAUGUCACACAUAUCUGUAUGUUGAAAAUUGUUUAAUUUUUUUUUGUCUCCUGCAAUUGUGCAAUUUUAUUUAUUUUAGGAACUUUUUAUAUUGUUCUUUCCUGAGCAGAAGGGUUCAGACUUUUCAUGAAUAGCCAUCUCCUGUUGAAGAUGUUUUUCAGCUUCCUCUGGAUAUUGAAUUAACCCAUAAACUCCCACGGGUGACCAAAACAUAAUUUCUCCAUACAAUAUCAAUAUAAUAUCAAGAAGACAAGUUAAUUAAAUGGAAAAAAUAUAAAUUGUGAGAUUAUUAAUCGAUCUAAUACCAAAUUCUCCAAAAUAACUCCCUAAGAAUUGUAUGGCAGUCAGUUUAGGAGAGUUUUUAAUGAGACCUUGGGAAUGAAAGAGCUGAGUGUGUAUUUACCCUUGUAUACAUGUAGAGGAAGGAGAAUUUUGUCAUUUGCUAGUAGCUGAGAGUUGCCCUUUAGAGUAACUGCCCGAUUCUGAUUUUUUUCAGGAGAGACAAAAGAAGUCGACAACAAGAAGGAAAAAGAGUGUGACAUUAUAGACCUCACUCUCGACUCUGAUUCAGAAAGUGAAAAGGAUACAAAUGAUAAUGAUGAUGAUCAAGAAAGUGACAAUGAUCGUGAUUUAAACACACCCAGGUACAUUGUUUGUUUCUCAGCCCCUCAUGUAGGCUGCAUACACUUCUGCCUGUAAAUUUCAAGAAUUCUAGACCGUGGAACAGUCUUUCAUUGGAUGCAUGGACAUUAAAUGUUCAAUUGUUGAACCAAAAUCAUACUUAUUCUACAUUUGAGAAGUAUGCAAAAAAUUUUGAUGUACAAAAAUGAGUAUUUUUUUCUAAUUUGGCCACAUGAUGUGGGUCAUUGAUGUAAAUCUCUCUAGACUGGUAACAUAGUAGUGUCUGAAAGUGUUCUGUUUGUAUAGGCCACCCUAUGGUGUCAUUAACACUGCACCUGGACCUGGUGGAGUUAAAUCACCUCCUGGUUUGAAUCCAAUGGUGUUUCCAAACAACACAGGUACAAUACCUGGAACAUCAACCUCAUCACUGCUGAAUCCAAACUUUUUCCCUCCUCCUCCACUGGACUUUCCGUGCCAAGGUACUUUGCCGUUCACCACAAAAAAAAUUAUAUAUUAUCUUGAUUGGUUUUUCAAUAGGCAAGGAUUUCAGUAAUGAUUUCUACAGAUGACAGCUGAUGGUGUUGUAGACAGCUGUGCCUGGAAAAGGGGCCUUAACGCUGUAACCUUUUAAGAGUGACUAGCAUCUGAUAUCUCCUUGCAAUAUCACCCUUGAAUCAAACAGUAAGGUCAUGAGAAUAUUGGAAAUGAUCACCAACUACAGCAGCUGUUGAUUAUUAAACAAAUUUUCUUUGUCAGCACCUAGGGAAAUGUAUAGUGAAUGGUAUGGAGAAUAUGGAUGCUGAUGUUAGGGGGUAAAGGGUUAAUGCAAAACCCAAACACAAGAGCUUGCUUGCAGGCUAAUAAACAAACUAUGUUGAGAGGUGCUAUGAGUGGCAAUAGACCACUGGUAACCUGCCUUGUUGAAACUCUGGAAUAAGUAGAGGGAAAUCCACCAUUUAUUGUAUUAACUUUUAUUAUCCUUUCUGUUUCUUUUCUUUUCUUUUCUUUGUGGUGGAUUUUGUGUGUUAUUUUUUAAGAAAUUAAUGUUAAACCAAGAUUGAAGUCAAAUUGUGACACUUGCACCUGAAAAGCAAUAGGGCUAACUUUGCUCACUAAUUAUUUUUGCUCUUUCUUUUGGUUAAAUGCCUCUCAUCAUCUGUCUUUUGAUAGGACUUGAUCUCGAAAGUAUGUACCCUCUUUUUCCUCCCAACGAAACUGUAAGUACUUUUAAUGAAUGAUAGUUUCUUUUUUGUCAAUUCUGUUGCUGUUUUUGUUGUUUGUGUUGUUAGUGUUUUAUUUAUGUCAUAAUCAUUGUGUGUCAGAGAGGAAACUGAGAACCUCUAGUGUGACAAGUUAUAGGUAGGUAGAUAGUCUGUAGUCCUAGAUAUUUUUUAUGUCAUAUUCAUCUUACAGUGCGUCUGUUGAUAAAGGGGCCUUCUUGAAAACCAAUCGCAAAAGGAUAACUUGUACUGAAGGUUCCACUUGUUUAGAUACAGCCAAUCGAUUAUAGUGUCCAGGACAACGAAUCUCAGAGCAUUCAGAGAUAACUGGGCCUUAGCUUGUGAACUAUAAUGAAAUCUAACUGCUUGGCUAGUCACUGUUCGGCAGUGGUUUCAUUAGAUUAACUCUGUUCUGCACAAUGGUUUAGUUAAAAGAUAUUGUAUGGGAAACGUAUAUUUAAAAGCAGUUAAACUUGUUUUAGCUAUUCUGUGUCAAAUUUUGAACCUUUUUUUGUGCGUUGCUGCUGAAUAGUUCAUGAAUAAGUUACAUAGGAAAAUUAUUUACGAGUAAUCAAUGUUUAAAUUUUGAUUACAAUGUAGUUUUUAAAAGGACUUGUCCUGUUGGCAAAAAUUGUUUUUUUAGAUCUAAGUCGGCUUAGUUAUUUUCUUUCUAUUUUUUUGUACCUCAUUGGCUUCUUUUUCUCAAAAUAAUUGUGUUAAGAAAGGCUGUUUUGAUAUUUCGAUAUUCAUCUCGAAAUGGCACGGGAACUUGUGAAUACGAAGACCUAAGUGCGUUUUCCAAUUGAGUGUCGUAAAACCUAACCCAAAGUAAUCGCAAAAGCUUUUAGAAGAAAGGAAAAUAUCACAAGAUGCCAAUGAGGGCUCAAAGCAAAAGCUAGCAAACCGCCCAAAGCGCGGGAAAACGCGGGUGACCUAGUCGUGAUUGGUGCUAGUUUUGUGCCUGAUCGGUUGAGAGAGUGGCGGGAGUUUUCCUGCCAAUCAUAUUGCGUAGCAAAGCGAAUCAAAAGCAAUCCCGCAUUACUUUCGACACUCAAUUGUAAUAAUUAACAACUCAUUUGGCCACCGACUAAGCACAGUAAUUUGUUUAGAAGCGAAUCAUUUAGUUGUUUUGUAUUCAGAGUUUCUUUAUUUUUGUCGUCCUCAGUAUCCAUGGACUCAUGGACUUCUUGGUCAUCACGGGUCGUCAAAUGUGAUUCAGCUGGAUUAA
This is a messenger RNA of Pocillopora meandrina, 10170 nucleotides long. Lineage: Eukaryota; Metazoa; Cnidaria; Anthozoa; Scleractinia; Pocilloporidae. The record is from the annotation of a GenBank genome assembly.